Messenger RNA from Purpureocillium lilacinum, 990 nucleotides. RefSeq lists its product as uncharacterized. Gene Ontology annotation, cellular component: mitochondrion. Gene Ontology annotation, biological process: L-methylmalonyl-CoA metabolic process. Gene Ontology annotation, molecular function: methylmalonyl-CoA epimerase activity. The record is from RefSeq and is a predicted model, not a curated record. Lineage: Eukaryota; Fungi; Ascomycota; Sordariomycetes; Hypocreales; Ophiocordycipitaceae.
AUGGCUAGCCCGGACAAGGUUAACCUCGGCCGCUUGGCCUAUACAGUUUACAAACAUCCUGAUAUCACGAAGUUUCUGCAGUUCGCCAAGGAUUUCGGAUUCGACGUCACAGAGAAAUCUGAAGAUGGCAACUUUUACCUCCGGGGGUAUGGCGUGGACCCUUACAUCUGCGUCGCUAGCGAGUCUGCGCCAGGCGAGGCGAAGAGCUUUGGUGGCUCUGGCUGGGUGGCACGAACCGCAGAGGACUUUGAGCGAGCUUGCAAGAUGCCAGGAGCCGAAGUGAUUGACGUCUCCAAGCGCCCCGGAGGUGGCAAGAUGGUCCGCAUACCUGACAACAACGGAUUUCCCUUUGAGGUUCUCUUCGGCCAGGAGGAACGCCCGGUCCCAGAGCGUGGGCUUACUAGGGUGUUGGACGGUCAGCCGAACGUGAACACUGCAUUGGAAAAGCCGAGGAAGGGCCAGUUCAACCGCAUGGCUACAGGUCCGGCCAUGAUUCAUAAGCUAGGUCACUUCGGCUAUGCAACCGAUAACCAAGCCAAGACGAGUGCGUGGUACAGCGAUAACUUCAACUUCAAGGCGACGGACAUCCUCCAUAAGCCCGGAGACCCGUCUGCGGAGCUUUUGGCCUUUUAUCACUUGGACCUCGGCCGAGAGUACUCGGAUCACCACUGCCUCCUGAUCGCAGGGCAUCACGGGCCUCAUCAGACGGGAACAGAGGUCCACCACUCCUCCUACGAGGUGGAGGACUUUGACACACAAAUGAUGGGUCACCAGUGGCUGAUCGAGAAGAAGUACCAGCAGAUGUGGGGCGUAGGGAGGCAUGUCAUGGGCUCUCAGAUCUUCGACUACUGGUUUGACACCAGUGGCUUCAUCAUGGAGCACUACACGGACAGCGACGUGGUCAAUGAGGAUACGCCGACGCACCGCCAGGAGAAUACGCCAGGCGCAAUCUGGGGUCCUCCUUUGCCAACCGCCAAGUUUGAGGCCUAG